AUGGGGCCAGAUAUGGCUGUUGAAAUGCUUUUACAUAAUGAAGAUUUUGUAGCUGAACGAGUAAGAGUUGACACUUUAAUUGGAGAUGAUGACUCAAGCACCAUUGCUAGAUUACGAAGAGAAUCUGAUCAUAAAAUUUUGAAAUGGGCAGAUGUAAAUCAUGCUACAUCAGGCUUAAGUAACGUUGAAACUAGUAGGCAAGCUUUACUCAAUAUCAUACCACAUGCAUUUGAUGAUCACACAAACUGUAAAGAAUGGUGUGGGUUUCAUAAAAAUCCUGAAAAGUAUGAACACAAGUUACUUCCUGGUGGUAAAGGGUUAACUGGUGAUAAUUUAAAGUACUCUUUAGAAAAAAUCUUUAGAAAUUUUGCAAAUAAUGCAGAGCAGUUAGCACCUUGUGGUUCAAGUCAAGCAAACGAGUCUAUGAAUAUGAAGAUUGCUAGCAAAGCUCCAAAGGCUCGUCACUAUGGUGGAUCAGAAUCUAAUGAUUUUAGAGUUGCUACAGCUCCAGUUCCAAAAAGUUCUAUAGCUAAAGAUGAGACUGUAGCAGCUGUCUUCUUCGACCUCGAAACUACAGGUUUUGGGCAAUCCUGUGAAAUAGUUCAAAUUGCUGCCAAGUAUAACGAUACUGAGUAUAAUGUAUAUAUUCUUCCAACAAAAGGAAUUCCUCCCAGUGCAUCGGCAGUUACUGGCCUUACUACAAAAGGUGGCAAAUUAUUUUUAUUAGGAAUUGAAGUUGAAACUGAAUCUGCUAAGUUGGCUGCAGAUGGACUUUUAUCUUUUUUGAAGUCAACAAAACAAAGAGUUAUUUUGAUAGCACACAACUGUAUAAGAUUUGAUGCUCCGAUUAUUCUUAGACUAAUGAAACAGGUUGAAUUAUUAACAGAGUUUAAAAAUACAGUUAGUGGAUUUUGUGAUACGUUACCAUUAUUUAAAUCAAAAUUACCGGAACGAAAAUCCGAAAAAUUAAGUCUUAAACAAUCUGCAUUAGCAGAAAAAUAUUUACAAACAGAUGAUCUAAAAGGUGCUCAUAAUGCAAUCAACGACGUAUCGGUUCUUCAAAAAUUAGUUUAUCACGCUAAAAUUAAUAUCACUCAUGAUGAGCUUAAAUUAAAUACAGUGACAAUAAAAAUUAUUGUCUGA
This is a messenger RNA of Chrysoperla carnea, 1143 nucleotides long. RefSeq lists its product as uncharacterized. The coding region runs from base 1 to 1143 and encodes 380 amino acids. Gene Ontology annotation, biological process: DNA catabolic process. The transcript has 3 exons. The record is from RefSeq and is a predicted model, not a curated record. Lineage: Eukaryota; Metazoa; Arthropoda; Insecta; Neuroptera; Chrysopidae. Gene Ontology annotation, cellular component: cytoplasm. Gene Ontology annotation, molecular function: nucleic acid binding; 3'-5'-DNA exonuclease activity.